CCUGAAACGGUAAUGGGCAACGUGGGCCAUGUGCAGGCCCAGGCAGUGGUUUAACGACGUCGUUGAUGGACAAUGGCCAACUGGCUUGGUUUCGAUGGAAGAAGAAACUGAACACCGAGAAGUCAUCUUCUAUUGAGGAAGCUCCUUCAGUUCCCACUUUCCAAGCUUCGAUCGUCUACAGCUUCUGCAUUUGGAUAAACAAUGUCGUGGUUGGCAAGAUCCAUUGCGAAUUCGUUGAAGCUUGAUGAUGAUGAUGGAGAUGACGUGAAUGCCGGUGGCAACCCCAAAUCACCGUUCAACUCCGAUUCCAUAUCUGAUCAAUACCACCAGACAGAUUCUCCCUCUCGAUCAUCGUCGUCGUCUUCUUCUUCUUCUUCUUCGACUCCUACUGCUAGAGGCGUCAAAGAGGAUUUGUCCGAGCUGAAAAAUACCCUAACCCGCAAUUUCUGGGGUGUCGCCUCUUUCCUCGCCCCUACGCCGGAACAUUCUGCUUCACAUUCUCAAGUCUCUGAUCCGAAACCUAAUGAACUGCUUGAUAAAUCAGCAACCGACAAUCCAUCUAGUCCUAAAUUGUCUGAAGAAGAUCUAAUUGCUGGGAUUCGCAAUGAUUUCGCGGAAAUUAGCGGGAAGUUUAGGACUGGGAUCUCGAAGCUGUCGAACACCAAGACUGUAUCGGAGAUCUCCAAGAUUGCUUCCAAUUUCCUUCAGUUUGGAUCAGAUGAAUCUUUGGAGAAUUAUGAUGUGGGAAGUGCGGUUGGUGUAACAGAGGAGGUCCUGAUAUUCGUGAGGAAUAUCGUCCUGCAUCCCGAGACCUGGUUGGACUUUCCUCUUCCUUAUGACGACGAUUCUGACGAUCUGGAGUUAUCUGAUGCCCAGCAAGAACAUGCUUUAGCUGUUGAGCAUCUUGUUCCAAGAUUGGCUGCUUUGAGGAUUGAAUUUUGUCCUCAAUACAUGAGCGAAGAUUGCUUUUGGAUGAUCUACUUUGUACUCUUGCAUCCUAGACUUAGCAAGCACGAUGCUGAACUUCUGUCAACACCCCAAAUCCUAGAAGCCAGAGCACAACUUCAUGAAUUACAACAACGAACCAAGGUGCAGAUGGAACCUGAGAUAUCUAGAAACAUCUCUACUAGUUCAAAAGGAUCUUCUGAUUCAUCAAAUGAGGAGCAUCUCUCUGUGCCACCCAGAGAUCAAUCUGAACCACUCUUUCUUCAGAAACCCCCUGAUAGUGCCGCCCCUUCCUUAAUGGUGCCCGAUGUUGAGACCGAUAAGCAUCCAAUUAAGAAUGUGGAAAUUCAAGUUGUAGACAAGCCUGUCAUUGAGGAAACACCCUUGCGAACCGGAGUUGAACAUCCCCACUCUGGUCCUUCCAAAGUUUUUGAUGACAUUUACGUGGAUGAUGGAGAUGAUUGGUUGAAGGAGGAGACUCCUGAGAUUGAUGGUGUUAGUGUAACUAACAUCCCUAUUGGGAAUGACGAGGACGUAUCAUUUAGUGAUCUUGAGGAUGACGACCAGGACGUGCCAAUAUAUCAUAAGAAGGUUGCAUCAAGCUCUGACUCUUCCACUAAAGAUUCCCGAGAUUGGGUUCAGCUUAGCCGGAGUUCUGGUGAUUCAGACAAGGAUACAAACACCAUAGAAACGAAGCAUGUUGGAUCCGGGCAGGUAGGCACCCACAAGGAAUCAAGUGACUGGCUUAAUGUCGAUGACAUUGAUUCAAUGUGACAACUCCGUGAAAAUCUUCAAUCUGCUUAUUUUCAUAGAAUGUUAUCUCCAAUGUAUAUCUUGUGUUCUCUAUAUAUGAAGCAAGCAUUUGGGAACUAUGUUAUGAUUUCUCUGUAUAUAGAAAAACUUGUAAACUCAAAAUUCAUUUACAUGCAAAUAAUGAAUGCCUUUGUUAUAGUUACUAUGA
Molecule: messenger RNA, 1906 nt
Organism: Cucurbita moschata (crookneck pumpkin)
Lineage: Eukaryota; Viridiplantae; Streptophyta; Magnoliopsida; Cucurbitales; Cucurbitaceae
Exons: 3
Coding region: 202-1719 (505 amino acids)
Source: RefSeq, a predicted model, not a curated record